Molecule: messenger RNA, 1131 nt
Organism: Arxiozyma heterogenica
Lineage: Eukaryota; Fungi; Ascomycota; Saccharomycetes; Saccharomycetales; Saccharomycetaceae
Gene: PRM6
Product: pheromone-regulated K(+) transporter PRM6
Exons: 1
Coding region: 1-1131 (376 amino acids)
Biological process (GO): potassium ion transmembrane transport
Cellular component (GO): plasma membrane
Molecular function (GO): potassium ion transmembrane transporter activity
Source: RefSeq, a predicted model, not a curated record
AUGGCAGAGAAAGUGAUGGGGCAUUUAAAAGAUAUAUUCAAAUUAUUGUUUUUUAACUGUGAUACAGAAGGUUGGAAUCACUCACAGAGUCUUUACAAAUUUGAUGAUUUAGAUUUAUCCUUGUAUGCAAAAAAAAAGUAUAAAAAAAGAUUUCAAUAUCUCAUUUUUAUUUGGGGAUUAACAAUAUUGAAAUCAAUAAUGAUCAUCUCUGAUAUUUACACCUGUAUCAAAUUAUUGGCAUUUAACAUAUGGUCAAAUAACUGUGUAGAACCAUAUGUCUCAUUUAUUAUAACAAAAUGGUUAUUUAGUGUCUGUAUUUUAAUUUCUCUUUUCUUAGUUGUCAUUGACACAGUGAAUGGAUAUCAAAUAUACAAAACUAGAAUAAUCUCGUUGUGUUUUAUUAACAACUGGUCAAGAAAUAUUUUCUCACUUCGCAGUUAUGCUAUGUUCUGUUUGUUUGAUAAAAUUACCCCAAGUGGGUUUCAACAAAAACUAACAUUUUUAACGUAUUUUGAAUUGAAGAAUUGUUCAAAAUUACUACUUGUUGAUACACCAAGACAAAUUAUAAAUGGAUUAACUCUGUGGAGUGUCUUGUUGACCAAGAAUGAGAAGAAUAAGAACUUGAAAGAUUUUCAAUCAUUGAUUGGAAUAUGGAAUAAAGUAAAAUGGAUUGUUAGGAAUAACCAUGAAGAGGCAAUGAUAUUAAGUUUUAUGCUAUUGUCCUUUUUAAUUUGGUUAAUAUUUAUCACUAAAUUUUGGAUAGCCGUAUUAGCCUUCUUUAGAGUUUAUCACGUUGUUGUAAAAAGACAAAAAUUUAAUGGGUUGAAAGAAUAUAUUUGUUUGACAAUAAGUUAUAAUAUAGAUUAUUUAACUGAAAAGUAUAAAUAUAAAAGGUUUUAUUCAACGAUGUCUCUACUUGAAACGAAUAAGAAUGUUGUUGAAGAUUUUUAUGAAACCGAUAGUCCUUUCUUAACAGAUAGUGAAGAUAUUUCAUGUUCUAUUUAUGAAAAUGUCAUGGAAAAGACACUCUUAGGAAGUGAUCUUAGUAGAAUGAUCUUUGUAAAGACACCAGAUUCGCUAAAUACAUUGCCAAGUUAUUAUUAUCAUGGUAAUCUGGACCAAAAAGAAUGA